CAGCGGACAAAGAUGUGAACAGAGUGGGGUUUGUGAUCUAGAAAAAUAUUUUUUCCUUAUUAUUUGAUAAGGAAAACAUGGCGAACUCAAGUUUUCAAAAUGCGACUACUCGCAUGACUUCCUUUCAGCCUCACAACGGUGAGAUCAUGGAAAAUCCACUGCGGACCUAUCUCCUGGGAAUCAUAAUUGCCAUGUGUGGGAAUGUCCUCAUCAGCAUUUCACUCAACAUACAGAAAUAUGCCCACGUCCGUCAGUCUCAGCGUGGCUCCAAGCCCUACUACACCUCUGUGAUGUGGUGGUGUGGAGUGCUUCUCAUGGGUGUCGGGGAGCUGGGGAACUUUGCUGCCUACGGCUUUGCCCCAGCAUCGCUCAUAGCCCCGCUGGGCUGUGUGUCUGUCAUAGCGAGCGCUAUCAUAUCUGUGGUUUUCCUCAAGGAGACAGUGCGUGCCUCUGAUAUUGUUGGUGGCACCCUGGCAAUAACAGGAACCUAUGUCCUGGUGACCUUUGCCCCCCACACUUCCACACACAUCACAGCCCAUUUGGUCCAGUACUACAUCAUCAGCUGGCAAUUCCUGCUUUACCUUUCAUUAGAGGUCAUCGUCUUUUGUAUCCUGCUCUAUCUUUACAAGAGGAGGAAUGUGAAGCACAUCGUCAUUGUGAUGCUGCUGGUGGCCCUGCUAGCCUCUCUGACAGUCAUCUCAGUCAAAGCUGUUUCAGGGAUGAUCACAGAGUCAAUAAAAGGCCAGCUGCAGCUCAUCUACCCCAUCUUCUACGUCAUGCUUGUCAUCAUGAUCGCCUCCUGUGCCUUCCAGAUCAAAUUUCUCAAUCAGGCAAUGAAAAUGUUUGAUGCCACAGAGGUGGUUCCUAUCAACUUUGUGUUUUUCACUGCAAGUGCCAUUGUUGCAGGGAUAGUAUUUUACCAGGAAUUUGAAGGCUUGGCUUUACUAAACAUUUUUAUGUUUCUUUUUGGUUGUCUUCUGUCUUUCCUCGGAGUUUUCCUGAUAGCCAGAAACAGGCCAAAAAUAAAGCAACAGGACCGCAAUUUUAUCGCAAUGAAUAAGAUUCCAGGGAGAAGGCACACAGACAAAGUGCAGCCCGAGGCUAAGACUCUGACAUACGGAUCGCUGGCAGCCAAACUCAUGUGCAACAGAGCUGGCCAAACAGACGAUUCAUAGGACCAGCUCCAUCUGUUUGGACUGUAAAUUUGGUGGAUUUUGUGUGUGUGUGUGUGUGUGUGUGUGUGUGUGUGUGUGUGUGUGUGUGUGUGUGUGUGUGUGUGUGUGUGUGUGUGUGUGUGUGUGUGUUUCCUCUUGGGUAUUUCUAUAAUAUCUCUAUUUAUAGAAAGUGGUAGGCAUUAUUUCCAACCAGUGCCAGCUGAGCAGCAGUAUUGGUGGCCAUAUUGGUCUUAGAUAUUUUGUUGAAAAUGCCAAGUAUCUCUCUCAAUAUCCUAGAAAUCUCUCGAGUGAACAGUAUUUGCAGCAGGGUUGUUAUGAAUAACUGAUGAGGAAAAAUUGACCUCAAGACCACAGUGCAACAUCAAAUGCCCUACUAGCAACAAAGUUUAAUUAAAAACAAAAAGGUCCAGGAGGUCAGUGACAAAUGGCUUCCAGUGUAACAUAUGUAUUAUGUAAAUCAGUUGAAUAAAUUGUUUUUUGUGUGAUAAGUUGUCAGUAA
Messenger RNA from Centropristis striata (black sea bass), 1674 nucleotides. Its product is annotated as NIPA-like protein 2. Gene Ontology annotation, biological process: magnesium ion transport. The record is from RefSeq and is a predicted model, not a curated record. NCBI's taxonomy places the organism in Eukaryota, Metazoa, Chordata, Actinopteri, Perciformes, Serranidae. Gene Ontology annotation, molecular function: magnesium ion transmembrane transporter activity. The transcript has 11 exons. Gene Ontology annotation, cellular component: membrane. Bases 78 to 1175 code for a protein of 365 amino acids.